GUGCCUUCUUCUCCGGGAGACCGACGCGUUUCCAGAUAUCGCCUUGAGGCGCGUGUUUCUCCGCUCAGCAGCCCGGACACACUGAUCCUUCGGAUGAAAAAAAAAAGUAGUGACUCUUUCCAGUAUUACAACCUGUAAAAGUGUCAUAAACGAGAAGUGGCGAGAAGUUUGUUAAAAGAGCCCCCACCGCGAAUCACCUCGCACUGAAGAGGAGAAAGUUCCCCACUUGAGGGCGAAAUCAGACUUUUUUGAGGACGCCAAGUUUGAAAAGUGCCUGGAAACCCGAGGUCUGUGAGAUACAACAUGCAGCAAUGUCCAAAGAGGCAGAGUUGGAUGUGAGAGGCAGUGAGUGUGACACAGUCCCACCAGAGCCCAGCACAGAACCACAACUGCCCCGGCCACCACCUCCAGCCAAGGCUAACGGACCCAACAGCAGCCCUGCUGGCAUCUGCAAGAGCAUCGUCUCCAGUAGCCACAGCAGCAGCAACAACAACAGCAGCAGCAGCAGCAGCAGCAACAGCAGCAGCAGCAGCAGCAGCAGCAAAGGUCUGGGUGGCAUUAGCAUCGUUAGCAGCAGUGCUGAGGGAGCAGGCGAGAGCUCCAUGCAGUUCAGCACCAGACCACCUAGUGCUGAGCAGCCGGGCUUCAUGGGGACAUGGCAGCAGCAGAGCACUGACAGCAACCUCCUCUACAGAAUGUCCCAGCAGGCAAUUCGCUGCACGCUGGUGAACUGCACAUGUGAGUGUUUCCAGCCCGGCAAGAUCCACUUACGGACAUGUGACCAGUGCAAACAUGGCUGGGUAGCUCAUGCUCUGGACAAGCUCAGCACCCAGCACCUCUACCACCCGACGCAGGUGGAGAUAGUUCAGUCCAACGUGGUGUUUGACAUCAGCAGCCUGAUGCUCUACGGCACCCAGGCCGUCCCCGUCAGGCUCAAGAUCCUUCUCGACCGCCUGUUCUCCGUGCUCAAGCAAGAGGAGGUGCUGCACAUCCUGCACGGCCUGGGCUGGACCCUCCGAGACUACGUCAGGGGCUACAUCCUGCAGGAUACUGCAGGCAAGGUGCUCGACCGCUGGACCAUCAUGUCCCGAGAAGAAGAGAUCAUCACCCUGCAGCAGUUUCUGCGCUUUGGUGAGACAAAAUCCAUUGUGGAGCUGAUGGCCAUUCAGGAGAAGGAAGGUCAGGCAGUAACAGUUCCCUCCUCCAAGACAGACUCUGGUAUUAGGACAUUCAUUGAAAGCAACAACAGGACCCGCAGCCCAGGGCUCCUGACACAUCUAGAAAACAGCAGCCCAUCGAGUAUUCAUCAUUUUGAGAAUAUCCCCAACAGCUUAGCCUUUCUCCUGCCCUUUCAAUACAUCAACCCCGUCUCUGCACCAAUGCUUGGCUUGCCCCCUAAUGGCCUGCCAAUCGAACAGUCCACGCUUCGGCUCCGGGAACCCAGCCUUCCAAACCAAGGUGAACAGGUGGAGACCAGUGAGUCAGAAGUGUCCCUGUCACCCUUCCGCACAGGCCAGAGCCCAAGCCGCGGAACCCUGGGAUCAAUUAACAACAACAUUGAACCCAAGACAGAGCCCAGCAACAGAGCAUCACCCAUCUCCCCAGCCCUUUCCACCCAGCAAGGUCAACAACAGCAAACACACUUCCAGCAGCAACAGGGACAGCGAGAGUCCCAAAAUCAAUCUCAGCAGUCCAACAUGAGUGACAACCAGGUCCACCACCACUUUGUAAAAGAUGAACAGUCUAAAUCAAUCAGCCAUGCCUCUUUUUCCUCAAAAAUGCAUCGUAUGCGCCGCAUGGGAGCUACUUCUCGCAAGGGUCGUGUGUGCUGCACCUCUUGUGGCAAAACCUUUUAUGACAAAGGCACACUUAAGAUACAUUUUAAUGCUGUACACUUGAAGAUUAAACACCGUUGCACCAUUGAGGGCUGCAAUAUGGUUUUCAGCUCACUACGCAGUCGCAAUCGUCACAGUGCCAAUCCCAACCCCAGGCUGCACAUGCCGAUGCUGCGGAAUAAUCGUGACAAGGACCUAAUCCGUGCCACUUCAAGCAGUGGUACGCCUGUCAUCUCAAGCAGCAAAAAUUGUGGCUUUACACUCACGAGCCCUGGAAGGCCACCACUGGGUUUUACUACUCCACCAGUAGACCCCAUGCUCCAGUCACCCCUACAAAGCCCACUGGUGUUCCCUUCUUUGAAAUCAGUGCAACCAGUUCAGCCAGUGCCCCCGUUCUACCGUACACUCCUGUCCCCUGCUGACCUUGUCAGUCCUCCAGUAUCACUGCCUACCAGCCCCAUUCUGCCCACCACCACUAACAGUACCACCCUGAUGGACCAGCAACAGCAGAUCCUGGCUGCUGCAGCUGCGGCUUCACACAAUAACGUACAUAUGUCAGAGGCAGGACCCAUGUCCCACCGUUUACCUACACCUACUACACAUCAGGACCUCACCAGUGCUAACAGUGACCCCACACCAAAAAAGAAGCCUCGUAAAUCUAGCAUGCCUGUGAAGAUUGAGAAGGAAGUUAUUGAUGUGGCUGAUGAAUAUGAGGACAAAGAUGAGGAUGAUGACGAUAAUAUGAACCAAAAUCAUCACCAUCACCAGUCAUCCCUUCUUCACAACAGUAUAAAAAUGAAUGGAAAUUGUAACAUCAACAACAGUGGCAAUGGUAAUGGCAACCACAGUGGUGGUAGUGGGCAGCAAUCCCCUUCUCAGGAUGAAAUGAGCCCAGGAUUAGCUUUAAGAGGAAUGAUGAGACAGAGUGAAGAUGAUUGCAGAGAGGGGACUGGUAGAGACAGCAGGAGUGGAAUGGACCUGCGGGGCUCUGGUGAAUUACGUUGUAUGGACAGCUUCACCUCUGAAGAUCAGGACCAUGAAAGAGACUUUGAGAAUGAAUCUGAAACCUCUGAGUCCAAGAUGUUCUAUCGUGACGAGCUCAUGGAUGUGGAGGACCAGCAAAAACACAGUAGGGGUGGAAGGGGUCUAGACAAGGAACACGAUGAUGAGGGUAGUGAGGAAGCCCAUUUAAGAAAAGAAAUGGAGGGCAAGGGCCAUUCCUCACCUUCUCCCCAUCAGCCCCCAAUCAGGAUCAAAGAAGAACUCAAUGAUCCUACGUAUGACAUGUUCUGCAUGGGCCAGUAUGGUAUUUAUAAUGGAGGCAUGGCAGCCGCCGCCGCUGCCGCUGCAAGUAUGGCUGCACUGCACGAGAACUUUAUCUCUUCGAUGGGUUAUGGCGCCAGUCCACCCAAAUUCCCAUCUUCUCAUUCGCCAGAGGGAGAUCCAUGCUCAAGUCCUGACCCUAAGAUCUGCUAUGUGUGUAAGAAGAGCUUCAAGAGCUCCUAUAGCAUGAAACUGCACUACAAGAACGUCCACCUCAAAGAGAUGCAUGUGUGCACUGUGGCUGGCUGCAACGCCGCCUUCCCUUCCCGGCGGAGCCGAGACAGUGGGGUGUUUUUCCCUGCCUCCUGGCUGCCUGCUGCACGGAGGCACAGCUCCAACAUAAACCUGCACCGCAAACUGCUGACCAAAGAGCUGGACGACAUUGUCCUGGACCCCCAACUCACGCCACUGCCCAAGGACCUGCGGGCCGAGUUACUGGCCAAGAUCUACGCUGGGCACCACGUGGGCUUGGACCCUGUGGCUGCGAUGGCCUUCGGAGGUGCCAGCCUCGGACCAAUCAGCCUGAACCAUGUCCGUUCCCCCAUAAGCAACCAGUAUUCCCAUUACCCUCUCAGCCACAAACUUAAAAAUCACCACACCAACGGCUUCUCCCAGGGCCAGCCAGAUGACUACAUGGUGCUGGACCUGAGCACCACCUCUAGUGUUCAAUCCAGCAGCAGUGUCCACUCCUCACACGAGUCAGAUGAGGGCAGUGAUGAAGGCAUCCUACUGGAUGACCUAGAGGAGGAGGAUGGAGAAGAGGAUGAGGAGGAGGGCAACAGCGAGGGAGAGGACUGCUCCCAGCGAGCGGCAACAGGGCAACAUGAUGAGACUGGAGAGAUAAGAGGACAUGGUGAGGGGUUGGAAUCUCCCUCCUCACCAUUCCUCCUUUCAUCCAACGGGGGCAGUAACGGUGGCAGCGGUGGGAUUCUCUGCAACAUCUGCCACAAAAUGUACAGCAACAAAGGGACUCUGCGUGUGCACUACAAGACUGUGCACCUGCGAGAGAUGCACAAGUGCAAAAUCCCUGGUUGCAACAUGGUGUUCAGCUCUGUGCGCAGUCGUAACCGACAUUCUCAGAACCCCAACCUCCAUAAAAACAUGCCCUUCUCUACAAUAAUAGACUAAAUAAUGACUUUCUACUCGACCCUCCUGUCAGUCAGCCCACUCCUCCCCUCAUUCUUCAUCCUUAUCCCUCCUCAAAUUAGCUUUUAACCCCAGCCCAGGGCCAUCAAGUACAGGCUAAGUGCUUGUUUGCCUCCUGCCCAUCCUCUGUAAGUCAUAGCAAGACAUUUGUACGUCCCUCUAUAAAAAUUCAUUGACUCUAAAUACAGUUAAUUAUUGUGACCUUGGACUUUUCCUCUUUGGAAGAACAGAAUAACACUCUUGAGUGUGGAGUUUGGUUUAUUACAAGACUCUUUUUUUUUUCAUCUUUCCUCUCAAACUGUUCCCCAUGUUUUUAUGUCCAUCUCCAAAGAAUCUAUUGAACCUCCUAUUUGUGACUUUGCCUGCAGAAAUAAUAGAACUAAAAAGAGAAAAAACUUCUUGUUGUAUUUGUGUAAUGAUAGCUUUUAAAUGAACCCCCUACAAAAGCAUGACAGCUUCAUUUGUAAAUAAUGUCCCAAGAGGCUUUUGGUGUAAAAGAGUUGUGUUGAUGGUUGUUUGCUUUUUCCUCAAUCCUUAUGGUUUUAUGUUACAAUCCAGUACAAUACUUCCAGCUAUAGGCAAGAAAGAGGUAGCAUCGUACUAGCUUGAUUCAUUUAUGUUAGCUUCAAAGAUAUGUUUUAAACUGAGUCCUAGGAAAAGAAGAAUAUCAUGUGACUUGCUUUUUCUACUUGUUAGAUAUUCAGACGUUGCCGGCAUGCUUUUUUAGGCUCCUACACUGAUAUCAUUCUCUGUAUUUCUAUUGAUUUUCUUUUUUUUUGUCUGUUUUGUUUAUAAGCUUCAGUAUACUAAUUCAGUUUUUGCACUUUGCAUCUAUACAUGGGGAUGUGUAAUAUUAUUAUAAUGAGGAGUUUUGCAAUGGUGAGUUUAGGUGUUAUUUGGGGUCAUAGCUCGAGUGCCAAGGGACAUGACAGUACCUUCAAAUGACUUGUUCCAGUUCAGUUUUUGCACGUGCUCAGUUUCAAACAUAGUUUCACAAAACUAGAAAACCUGAAAUCUUCCCCUAUCUCUAAAAAUGUAAAUCAGAAAGUGUCUCCAAAGUGUCUUGCAUCAAUAUGAAUUCACGUGUGACUGAACAUAAACUGCUGUUUCAAAAACCACAAAAGAACUAAUGCGUUUAAGGAGGAAUUUGCAUAAUGGUUACAGUUAACAUCACAAACACCACAUUGACGAGUUAGUGGGGUAAAUCUGUGCGAAGCAUUGUGCUGAAAUUGUCAAAGAAAGCAAAGGAAGAGCUGAUGUUUGUUCUCACAAAAUGCAUCUUCAUGAAAUAUGAUAUGUCCCGUAGAUUUGAAAAACAGAAAAAAAGAUGAAAUAGUCCUUCAACUGUGACCAAAACAAAAGUGUUUGCUUUUGUAAAGAUGUUUCAUUGUGACAUUGUACUUAAAUCAUGCCCCGUUAGAUUAAUAUGAUGCACUUGAGUCUUAAAUCUUUUGCUGUGUUAUUUUUGGUAUCAGUUUCCAUUGCUGAGUGUUAGCUACAAAUGUACUAUAUGAAAAAUGUCGCCAUGUUCCAGGCUGUUGGAUGCAGCCAUUUUUAACAUGUCCAUGACUGUCUUGCGGUACAGAUAUUUCCAGUAACUGGGCAAAGUAGCCAAGGGAAGGGGUAUUUAUUGGUGGGUCAUGUAUCUUCAUGGAAAUGUAUUUUGUCCAGUAUGAAAAUAUUUUUUGUAAAAAGACAAAAAAUAGAGAUUGUUGCUCAGUUUGAUUUGUUUUUCAAUGUAUUACCAACGCCAUGUGUUACUAUACAAAGAGACCUUCUCUUACUUGACUGGUGCUACACACAGAGGGAAAAAUAUGCAGUGUUAUGUGGUGUGCUGUACAGUAUUCACAACACCUUACAUUCAUAACAGUGUUGAGGCCUGUGUGUUUCAUACUUUUUGCAAUGUAGACACGACCAUUUCUCGUGAAAACCUUCAUGUCUUUUUUUUUUUUGUUUUUUUUUAACGAUUACACCCAAAUGGCACAUGCUGUUUUCAGUCCUGUCUUCUUGGAGAGAUAAAGAGAGCGAGUCAAAGCGCUGUGGCUGAUGGAAAGGUUCCAGAGGUGGAAGGCUGGGAGGAAAGUAUGACAGCAAAGAUCAUUAAAAAUCUGCUGCCUCUCAAGUUACCUGGAGGCGUCACUGAUAUUACGGCUUCUUCUGUCUAAUAUCUCACAUGUCACUUUGUUACGCUGCCACAGACAGAGAUUGCUGACACUGACUGGUCCUCAAUGAAAAUGACAGAAGGAGGGAAGAGAAUGUGUGUUGUGAACAAUUCAUUUAGGCUCAUUCAAUUCACUUUGUCUAUUCAUUUUACCAUGCAUGUACAUAUUCAUAGUCAGAAUCAUUGGAACUGCAUUUCAACUCCUUUCUCUCUGAUUUUCUCUUUGUCUGUCAGAGCGCAGUCAUUUGACAAAACCCUGCCUUACCCGCUUCUUAAACCCACCACCCACACCCCACAGCGCUGGUCCUACAGGGACACACACUAAUGGCGUAUUUCCACCGGCUCACCUCGGCACGGCACGAUUAGGUUGCAUCUCCACUAGAAAAAAAGUACCUACUUAACUAAAUACACCACCCCACUUUAACAGACUCCUCUGUUAAAGAUUUCCCUGGUAGUUGCUGGAGAUUUACCCAUGUUUUUAGGAUUGUUAAGUGGUUUUAAGUGAUCUACAGUUCGGCGCUGUUCGGCUUGAUUUGUGUGUGGGACGUCUCUUCCUGCGCCAGCACUCUGACCAAUCAUCGCAUAGUUACCUACUCAGCACGCUUUUGGAAACUCACCUGAGCAGGUACUAAAAAUAGUACCUGGUACCAGGUACAAUGUUAGUAGAAACAUUACUUAAACCGUGCCGUGCCGUGGCGAGGAGAGGCAAGUAGAGCCAGUGGAAAUGCGCCAUAAUAGUGUAUGCUUAAGUUCACCGGACGACCAUGGCAUAGGAAAAAGGGAUGGGUAAUUGCCUGUUUAUCCCAAGUGAAGAGAACAUUGAGUACAGGAACCCCUGCCUUCUCCCAGGAGUGGGUUUCACUGAGGCACUUGCUGCCUCACUCACUCACUCAGUUCCCCCGGCUCUCGCUCUGGCAGAAAUAAAAAAGUUCCCUGCUGACAGCUGUCUCACACACACACACACACACACACACACGGAGGAGAGGGCAUACCAUUCACAUAUACGUCCUUGUUACAGGCCAGACGGAUUACAAAACUAUGAUGACAUGUUAACCUCGAGUGACAGAGAAGGAAACAAAAUAACAGAGUGGAUGAAACUGACAUUAACAUUAACAUUAUAGCUUUUGCCACUAGAAAGUUUUUAUUCUGUCAUGAAGAGAAAGACAUUGGAAAUUUAACUAUAGAGGAAUUUAAAAAAAAAUCUAGAUUGAGGUGUACUUACCCAACAUUUUUUAAAACUUAUUUUAAUAUAAAAGUGGUGUGACCCUGAAGCUUUUUCUUUUUGUUUCUUUUUACACAUUCCUUAUGUUGUGUUCUUCUCAAGCAGCAGCUGCAGUGCAUCACCCUUCUCUGCGUACAUGUGCACCAGCGAGAAAUCUGAAUAUCAUAAAAGAGAUUUCUUUACAACACCCAACUCCCGCCCUUAACGGCCUCCGCCUGGUGCUGGACAUGCCAGCAGGGCUCAGAGCUGCAAGACGCUGGAAACUGAGCUGAGAAAAGACACAAACAACUGUCCAGCAUAGCAUAGGGAGACUGACGGCAAGAGAGACAGAGAGAAGUGAGGAGAAAGAAAGGCACUGGGCAUAGGAAGUGAGAGAAUCACAGGGAGAGAAGAGAGCAAAGAGAGCAGCAGGGCCAGGACUCCCCACGACUCAUCAGCAGUUUCUUCUUGAUUGCCUGCUGGUGAGCGAUCGACUCACAUAUCUGGUCCUCUCCCCAACAUUCUGCUCCCCUCUGAGAAAUGACCACCAAUUUAAAAAAAAAAAGCUCCCUAAACCCAAUCUUUGGGCCCAGGCAAAUUCUGCCAACUCGUGACCGGGCUGUGGGACGACAGGAACACGGCACUUAGAGCGCAAUCUUUAAUAUUUGAUCACAGGAGUGUCAGGCAUCAAUUACUCAGUAAUUCUACACAGCACACACAGGGAGAAGGAGAUGACCUGUUAGUCACUGUCCACGUUCAUGUCGUGAGUGAGUGAGUGAGUGAGUGAGUGAGGAUGAGAGGUGACGGUCAGUGUAGCUCAAAGAACAAAGUGUGAUGGAAAUAUGCAGAUAGAGGAAAAACAGACUCGUCCACGGGUUUAGUAUAGAUGCUUCACUCUCAUAAAAAAAACUAAAAAACCCUCAUUAAUUAGAACUGGAACCUGUGAAAUGUCAGUGAUCCUGAAAAUAAAAUGUUUUCCAUUGUGCCAAUCAUACUUUACAGUCUUAAAAUAUAGAUAAGCUUGAAGAGCUGGUGAAUUAAGAUUUUAAGAUUUUAGUUUUGUUUUUUUUCUGUGUGUUUUUGUGUAUCCAAUACAUUUGUGUGUGUGUCUUAAAAAGCCCGUGUUGUGGUACUGGGACUCAACAAUGUUGCAUGGCUACAUCGUCGCACUGCAAAGAACAAACACAGCAGAGGAGCUCGUAUCACUGGUGUCAAAAUGGUGAUUUGGAAGCCUCAUGAAUACUGUAUGUUACCUAAACAGGUGUUUCCCAUUUGCAGACAGGAGGAAAAAAUGUCCUCUUUUUAAAGAGACUCUUUUCUUUUUUUUCUUUCCUUUUUGCCUUUCUUCUAUUUGUUUCUGUAUCAUAACAGUCUAUGGUUUUUGCAUAAAAUGCAUAAGGGUUUUGGGAUGUAAAUGGAAUUUUAUUCAUAUUUUGUCCAAAUACCUCUUGUAAUUUGUAUCAGAAUUCUUGUACAAUUUUUAUAUUAAAGAUUUAUCAGUCA
Molecule: messenger RNA, 9169 nt
Organism: Solea solea (common sole)
Lineage: Eukaryota; Metazoa; Chordata; Actinopteri; Pleuronectiformes; Soleidae
Gene: bnc2
Product: basonuclin zinc finger protein 2
Exons: 7
Coding region: 312-4286 (1324 amino acids)
Biological process (GO): regulation of DNA-templated transcription
Cellular component (GO): nucleus
Source: RefSeq, a predicted model, not a curated record